Messenger RNA from Sparassis crispa, 2799 nucleotides. RefSeq lists its product as uncharacterized. Bases 1 to 2799 code for a protein of 932 amino acids. NCBI's taxonomy places the organism in Eukaryota, Fungi, Basidiomycota, Agaricomycetes, Polyporales, Sparassidaceae. Gene Ontology annotation, cellular component: nuclear membrane; cytoplasm. The transcript is spliced from 9 exons. The record is from RefSeq and is a predicted model, not a curated record. Gene Ontology annotation, molecular function: small GTPase binding. Gene Ontology annotation, biological process: protein import into nucleus.
AUGGCUAAUGUCCAAGCUGUCUUAUCUGCCCUCGAUGUCUUCGGUCGCGCCCCCAACAAGGCGUCUCUCGACCAGGCAAAUGCAUGGCUGCAGGAUUUCCAGCACUCCCGAGAUGCAUGGACCACCUGCAACGUCCUUCUCUUGUCUCCGGAUGCUCCCCCAGCAGCUAAACUAUUCGCCGCGCAGACGUUCAGAACGAAGGUCACCUAUGAUCUUCAUGACAUGACCAUGCCGGAGGACCUUUUCCAUUUUCGCGAUUCCCUCGUCAUGGCACUAGAGAGAUACCAUACUGGACCGCGUACGAUCAUCGUCCAACUCUGUCUAGCUGUGUCCGGCCUGGCGCUGCAGCUCCCUGCCUGGGAGGAUCCCGUACAGAACAUGAUCGAUAAGUUUGGACCCAAUCCCGCUACAGUUCCCGCUCUGCUCCAAUUCUUAACAGUCCUGCCAGAGGAAAUUACCAGCAAUACGAAAAUUCCUGUGACUGACGAGGAGUACAGAGAACGCGCUGCCAAAAUUCUUACCGCGAAUGCUGUCAAGAUCGUGAAUCUCCUUUCAAUGUAUAUGCAAGCUACAGGUGUCACAGCUGCUGUUCAAGCACAGAUUUUUACUUGUCUCAGCAGCUGGCUUGCUGCAGGGGAGAUUACAGCGUCGUCUCUUGCGCAGUCACCACUUCUAGCAUUCGCUUUCGAGGCGUUAGCGUCUGACGGGCUCUUCGACGCAGCCGUCGGCGUGAUAUGCGACCUAAUUCAUGAAACUCAAGAGAUCGAUGAUAACAUGGAAGUUAUUGAGAUUAUUGUCCCAAGGAUCGUUGCUCUGAGGCCCAAAUUGAACGAAUGCAAGGACGAUCCAGAAAAGAUCCGAGGCUAUGCACGUAUCUUCACGGAGGCCGGAGAGACGUAUCGCAGUCUGCUGCUCCAUCAUCCCGACACCUUCUUCCCAAUCGUCGAAGCCAUCGGGGAAUGCGCUGCUUACCCUGACCUCGACAUCGUCCCCAUUACGUUCCAUUUUUGGAUGCGGUUAGCCCAAACUAUCGGAAAGAAGUCUUCUGUCUCGCCCUUGUUUCUGGAUGCGUACAAGGCCCUCAUGGGCAUCAUCAUCCAGCAUCUCCACUUUCCGGAAGAUAGCAGCUCUUUGACGGGACAAGAAGCCGAAAACUUCCGCUCGUUCAGACACAUCAUGGGGGACACCCUCAAGGAUUGCUGCUACGUUCUGGGCGCAGACACCUGUUUACUCUCCACUUACAACGUGAUCACUGUAGCGUUGUCGCGGCCGAGCGUGUCUUGGCAAGAAAUAGAAGCCCCGCUAUUCUCCAUGAGAUCCAUGGGUGCGGAGGUUGACCCCACGGACGACAGGGCGGUGCCGAAGAUAAUGGACCUUAUUCCGUCCCUUCCACAACACCCUAGAGUGCGAUACGCAGCUCUGCUCAUUAUUUCCCGCUACACCGAAUGGAUUAAUAGGCACCCUAAUUAUAUUCCUUACCAGCUCCAGUAUAUCUCUGCUGGGUUCAAUGACACCGACACAGAAGUUAAUGCCGCCGCAGGUCAAGCGCUGAAAUAUCUGUGUCAAGAUUGCAAGCGUCACUUGGUCGAUUUCUUGCCACAACUUCAUACCUUCCUUGGAUCGACUGGUUCUAAGCUCGCACAGGACGACAAGAUCCAAGUAUACGAAGCAAUUGCCUACGUGAUAUCGGCUAUGCCAAUGGAGCAAGCCGCUCAGUCAUUGCGGGCAUUCUCCUUGGAUAUCUUGGCUCAAGUUCAUGCAAUCGCAAGGAAACCGACUCUCGCUUCGAAGGACGAACUGCAAGCUGUCGCUAAUGGCCUCGAGAAUCUCGAAGUUAUGCUGGGUGUAAUCGACACAUUUGGGGAAGAACUGCCCUCCGCUUGCCAGAACAGCUGCCAAGAAGCGUGGUCAUUCUUUGAUCCGUUCUUGGCGAAAUACGGAUCAGACUAUCACAUUUGCGAGCGGACCACCCGAGUCCUCCGUCUCGGUCUCAAUUUCUUUGGCCCUGCGGCUCGUCCAUUACUGCCUUCCGUACUCACAAGGAUGUCCACAGCAUUUGAAGUUACUGGCUUCUCCAGCUAUCUCUGGAUUGCGGGAAAGAUCGUGGGCCGCUUCGGAAACGACGACGACACUGCUCUGCGCAACGCCUUCAAAGAAGUCUUUGAGAGAUCAUCCAAGAAGCUGGUUGGUAUUCUUCAACAGAAAACCCCAUCCAGUAUACCUGAUGUUAUGGAAGACUACUUGCAGAUGCUGCUGCAACUGCUUGAGUACGCGCCCGACGUACUCUUUCCCUCUCCUGCUUUUCCUAUUGCCUUCCGCGCUGCAAUGGCGGCGCUGACUGUCAUACACACUGAUAUCGUGUUCGCCGCAUUGGACUUCAUACGCAACAUCCUCACCCAUGAUUGUCUAACCACGACUUCAACUGCCCCUCCGCCUAAAUUCCCGCUGUAUGCCGCGGCCAUCCGACCAGUAGUUGAGAAGGAAGGCCUGGAAUUGUCCGGAUACCUCUUGACUGGCCUAGUUGGGGAUUUCCCGGAAGACUCCACUUCGAUAGUAGUGACGAUCUUUCGGAUGAUGGCGUCUUUGUGGCAGGCCCAGCUGCUAUCGUGGUUGCCAGUGGUUCUACUAGGCCUUCCAUCGACAUCCGCUCCAGACCAGGCCAAGACUCAGUUCAUGGCAGACAUGAGCAGUGCUAUCCGAACGGCGCAAUAUGACAAGGUGAAAUACGCGAUAAUAACAUUGCAUAGGGCGUCUCGUAAGGCUCGUGAGAGGAGACGUAUCAGUCCGCUGGAUACCUGA